AUGGGAUAUGGAACACUUGCCCAACAGGAGAUAAAUCUAAUAGGACCUCAAAUAAGUCUUCCAUUAACUGGCUAUUUUGCAUUUUUAGGAAAUGAUGAAAUAAUUUUAUACCAUGACUUUGAAAGGUAAUUUUUACUUUCCCUAGUGUGUCUAAAUUAACCCAGACAAUUUUACUUGUCAAAUGGACAGUAGUUACUUGCAGACUAUUUAGCCAUGUACUGUACAUUCUUUCAUUAUAAAUAUUUAUCCUAGCUUGAGUUUUUAUUUCUGCUCUAUCUACAUCUUUGAGUCUCUAUAUUUUGUUAUUUUAUGUACUUGUAAUUGUCAUAGACAGUACUGUACCGUAGCCAGGUGAACACCAAACGUGAUUGGCUCUUUUGUGGUCACGUGGCUUUAGAUAAAUGCAAUGUAUCUCGCCGGGAACAAGUGAAAAAUAUAUUAAUUGUUGAAAAUUUUAUUUGUCAAAGAUCAAAGUCUUACACAUUUACUUUGUGGUUAAAUUAUUGCCGUUGCAGUGGUGAAGUUGUGAGAAGUUUUGAAGCCGAGGCCAAUACAAACGAAGUAUGCUUACAUCCAGAGGACAAUAAUGUCUUUAUUGCUGCAGAAUCUUCAUUUGGUGCAGUUACUCAGUUUGAUCUACGCACACCUGCAGGUAUGAUUUCAUCUGAUAGCAAGCAAAGGGACUUUAAACAAAAUGAGCGUAUUCACCAUAGGCUACAGGCCUGACAUAACAACUCAGUGCAACCAGGGAUAGAUUUAUUGGGGGUGCAGAAGAGGUGUGCAUCCCUAUUACCUUGCCAAAGGGGAGCUCGAGAAGGGUGCCAACUUCUUUAUCAUUUCGACUUUUCAAUUUGGUGUGUAAUUCCCUUAAAUUGAUUUAAUUUUUUCUAGCCAUUCUCUUUUGUUUUUGAAAAAGUGGCCAGAAUUGGCAAAAAAUAAUUGCUAACCCCUUAACUUCUCCUUCAUUUUUACCCACUUCAAUUUGGAAAGGCAAUAUCUUUUUACCCUUUCUACAAGCAAUUUCUAGGCUGCUAGGAGCAGCUAGUAUUUCACUCGUUCGGCAAAAUGUUGCUGCGUGUAGCGCCUAGUCAGUGAUUACUGCACAUGGCGAUCGAAGGUGCACCCCAGACCAUUCAUGACCAAGGGUCAAUAGACACUGCCCCCUCCCCUCCAAAUCUGUCUGGAUCCAUGAUCCCUGAUUGAAACUUUAUAUACAGUAGCAACGGAUCCAGUAUUCCAGUGUACUGUAAUACCAGACAAUUUUCACUUUUUGUUUUUAAAGGCCAUGUUACACGGUGCAAUUUUUCUUGCAACUUGCAAUGCAAUUCUACUCUUGAGAGAUGUAAAUUGCCAAAUACGAGUCUUCAUUACACUCCCCUGAUGUUUUCUCAACACAUAUAUCGAAAUUUCUUCACUGAUUUCACUAAUUCACAUCUCUCAAGAGUAGAAUUGCAUUGCAAGUUGCAAGAAAACUGUGUAACAUGGCCUUGAGCUUUUUAAUUUCAAAAACUAUUGUAUGUUGGUGUGGUACAGUAUAACGUAACUAACUGACUAGACUUGCCACAAGUCGACCUUGAACGAAACGGUCGACUUGUCAUACUUGCAGGGUUUUCAAUUGCAUUUCGCGCUAAAAAAUGUGAAUAAGUUAUUGGCUAUCAAUUAACAGGGGACUGAGUUGUCUAGUAAUCGCAUCAUUAUCUAAUCGCAUGUGCGUCAUAUUUCAUAUUUGUCACUUCCCUUUGGCUUUGCGAAGCAGUCAUCCCCAAUAUAGGAACUAAAUUGACCAAACUGCUAACUUGGUCUGACCAAAUUGCUAACUUGGUCUUUCAUAAGCGAGACCAACGGAACGACGACGAGAACCAACGACUUGUUAUUUUCCGACAAGUACUCGAAAGUAUGCGGAGCUAACUCAAAGGUUAAGCUUUUCCCAUAUCCUGUCUGUGCCGAAACGAACACAUUUCUGCCAGAUAGAUAGGCUUCAAUGGUCUGCCGUUGAUACUCUUUCAACUCUAAAUAGCCAGAAAACUGCUGUGCUUUUUCAAUCCCCUUUGAAACCGAAUUCUCCAUUGCAAACACAGAAACCACAGACACAGUGUUGAAAGGCAGAACACGAAAUACUGCGCAAGUUCCUUGUUUCCGGAAGCCUGUUUAUAAAUACGUCAACAUGUCCCUUUCACGCUUCUCUGAUUGGUUGAAGAGAUCAUCAACAAAUGAAUAUACACAAUAUAUAUAGAUCAGCGUUACUGACCCAUUUUUGGGUCAGUAAAAUUUGGCGCGCUGCAAGUAUGACAAGUCGGCCUCUCGCGAGCGACUGUCUUCGUCGCUCGCGCUCGCUGCUCGCGUUUCGUUCGAGGGCGACUUGUGGCAAGUCUACUAACUGACCUAUUCAAUUGCCUAAAAGGGAAGGUUCAACGAGAUGAUAAGUCCCAUGCAAGGCACCGCCACCUCCCUCAACAAUUAUAAAAUUAAAUAGAACACUAUAAUUUAUUAUUAUUAUUUAGCUUUGCCAACUAGGGCAGGGUCACCACAACAGCAUAUGCCAAUUACUGUGGGCCCUUUUUACCUAACCCACCCUGUCAACUUUCCCUGUGGGAGGAAACCGGAGUACCCGGGGAAAACCCACGGCUUUCGGCAGAGCGUUGACUUUUACUCUUUUCACAUGAGGACUGGGUUCGAGUCGCAUUGAGAAGGUACUUAGUGAGACUCGAACCUGCAGCCUCAGAGGUGGAAGGCAAGUGCGCUAACCACUUGGCCACCGAAGCCCCUAUAUAAAUCAAUGAGUGCUAGUUAUAAAGUAACAUAGAGUAGAACAAGCGAACAGAAGUAGAUGAUGAAUAGAAGGAUAAUCGGUAUCUCGAAAAAUAGAGUAAAUUUGUGAUUAUAAAUUUUAGUGAUUUUACUCCAAAUUUCCAUGAAGUCACUGUGGGUGCAUAGUUUACUCAAGUUUUUGGAGUCAAAAUACUCAGGAAUUUUUCCCGAGUAUGUACUCUUCCACAUGGGCCCACAUGUACAAGGUGAAAAAAAUUCAUUGUUUUCUUUCUUUCUUUUUGUUUUAGAACAGACAGUACUCGCUGUUCCUUGGCCAGUUAAAACAACGCUGUCGUAUUGGCCAAACAUACCAAAUUUUUCGUCAGCAAAAUUCAACCCUGUAGAUCCAAAUUUGAUCGCAACUGCUAAUUUAAAAAAUGGUGUGCAAUUGUGGGAUUCACGAUUUCCUAAAAGGUUGUACAUAAAUUAUUUACUUAUUGUACAGUUAGGCUCCAAACAGACGAGCAAAUUUUCUUUGAGAAGUUUCCUUGACAUCUUUACCUCGCGUGUACGAUCAACACGAUUUCCUUGACCAUAGUAGUACUUUUUGUGCACUUGGCAUUUAAUUGUACACGUCGAACAUUUCUUGUCGAAAAACUGGCAUGACUAGCUUUAGAACAAGACUCCUUGUUCAAAAUUGUCAAUAUUUUGCCGUUCACACGAGCAAAUAAAACUUGUCAAGGAAUAUUUGCUCUUCUGUAUACGGGGCUUAAGAGAGCACUUGAACAGGUGGGAAAAUUGACUGAGCAUGCGCGAAAACUGCUCGGGUUUUCAAGCUAGUGAUGGGCGAUACCAGCUUUUUUGGUUUCGAUACGAUACCAGUCCGAUACGAUGAAUUUUGGUCGAUACCGAUACCAAAAUCGAUACCGAUACUCAAUUUUUUCCAUUUAUUAAAAAUAACUUUUAAAACAAGAACAUUAAUGUUAACAAGUCAAAGAAUACUCUAACUUGAGUACCUGCCAAAUAAUCGAACGUAACAUUUGCAAUUAUGAUUUUAAAUCUGGUGGAAUUGUGUUAAAACUUUACAAUUAUAAAAGUUUAAGAAACCUAAUGAUUAACAAUAUUUACAAUUACUAACAAUAAAAGAAUUCAUAAACCGAUCAGUUUUGGCCCUUGGAACGUUAAGUUGCCUUUUACGUCUCAGUUGGUAUGAACAGUUAUUUUCAGAUGGUAGUAGAGGUCUGAGUUUGUGGGAUUGAUCUCGAGUGAUCUCGUUAAACAGUUUGCACGUCAAGAGCUGCCUGCGUUCUUCGUUCUUCGUUCUUCGUUCUUCUUUCUUCUUCAGACCGCUUUCUUCGAGGGAAUCAGUGUAAGGCAUCCAAGGGUAGAUUAUUCUUAGAGCUCUCUUCUGCAGCCUUUCAAUGUCGUCUGAUAGGUACUUGGGUAGCGAGUUGUGAUAAACUGGGCAUGCAUAUUCAAAGAUCGGGCGAAUACAGGUAGUAUAAAAUUUCAGAAAUUCCUUAGUUGGAAUGGCUGCUCUUUUGAGUUGUCUCAAGAAAUAGAAACGAGGUGCAGCCUUCUUGGUUGUUUCUGAUACAUGGAAGUUCCAGUUCUGAUUUUGGAAGUUCCAGUUUCUGAUACAUGGAAGUUUCAGUUCCAAUCAACGUGAUAAAAUAUAUUGCAAAUUAGCUACAUGUUUUUGUUUAAUUAAGAACAGCGUCUUGUCAACAUUUUUUGCCUUCAGUCUGUUGCCUUCAUGAAGUAUUACGCGAUUGGUCAGCAAUACUGACAAACAGCGCAGGCUCAAGUAGUAUCGAAUUACUGGAUACUUUUUGCGAGUAUCGAAAGUAUCGAUACUUUUGUAAGUAUCGAUGAUUUCCAUACUUUUUCGAUAGUAUCGCCCAUCACUAUUUCAAGCUCGAAACAAAGCUCGAAAGUGCACGCAGUCAUGGACUCAUGGUCGUCGUGAAUGUGGGGUAUAAAUUCCAUUUUCCCCACCCAAAACCUGGAAUAUUUAUCUUGGGUAACGGUUUUCUUGAUCCAGUGGGUGAUCGGUUGGGUAACGGUUUUCUUGAUCUACCUGGUAACCGUCGUAUGAUUUUUGUAGAUGUUUGAGACACUUCGACUCCUCGGUUAAAGCUGGACGAGAAAUUGCUAUGAGUGUAGCGUUUGAUCACACAGGCCGCUAUAUCGCUGCAGUACGAAAGACUCAUCCUCCCGUGUUGUACCACAUUGACAGAGAUACUAGUCUAGCGGAGUUUUGUCAGAAAGGUUACGGUAAUACAGUGACAAGAAAGUCUGUUUGUUUUGCUGGCCAGAAAGAUGAGGUGCGUUGAUCGCAUAUCAUCAGACAUUUAUUUACACUCAAUUUACAUUCUCAAAAUAUUCUGGGACCGGUUGUUCGCUAAUCCUCGUUUACAAUUUAACCAGUUGUUUUAGAGGGUGCCGUUUAUAUGAGAGCCCUGCAUAAAAGGCUAUAGCUCACCACGUGUUUACAUGAGAGUAAUCGGUAGGCCUGGGGCUGACUUCUUUUCGCAAGCUGCACUUAAUAAUGGCUUCCGUGCAACUCAUUAUCUUCAUUAUGGCGUCCAAAAUCAUAGUUUUCGACUAAAUUGUGGAAUAAAAACCAACAAAAAUUUGAUUAUUCGUUUAGAACUAUAGCUUUAAAGGAAAAAAGCUUCAAAGAGUUUAGUUUAAAAUCACUCAGCUCUCCUGGGAGGGCCAGCCCUCCCUACUGCGUUUAUAUGCGAAAUUUCCAGCUUUACUAGGGGAGAUCUCGCCUCGUCAAUAGCGAUAUCUCAAUGGAGAAAUGUAUUAGCAAGCGGAAUCUCGGCCAGGAGGGCCAACCGCCCUUCAUGUAAAGGCCAUUUUCCAUUGCAGUCCCUUUGCGCGGGUAGAGCGAACAUUACUCAACUUUCUCUGUAGUUAUCUAUCCUGUGUAUUUUUUGUCCGCCUGAAUGCUCGCGGACACGCCAUGAAAGUAGAACUACAUUCAACUUUCUUGACGUGCCCGCGCAACUGAUUUUUCACGUGAUUAAAAUUGAUCGCUCCGCCCACGCGGGCAAAGCGACCACAAUGGAAAAUUGCCUUAAGGCUCAUAUAAACAGGGCCUAAGUUUAUGUAUUUCUGCCCGCUGUUUGUUUCAGCACUUCAAAGAAGAAAACUCCUACUAAUCCAGACAAGAUUUCUGAAAAAAUAUUUCCAAAUUUAUCAACCAACAGUUUGCUUUGAAUUUUAGGUUAACCUAUAGGGUUAAGCUAAUCAGCUUGCCGACAACCGGCCACUGGUUAAAAUUUUAAUAUUUCCUGGUUAACCUAGAAGUAACCCUGUUUAUAGGUUCACUUCAUAUUCUCGCUGAAAUUUCCUGGUUAUUUUAACCUUUUAGUUUACUGCGAAGUUUGCCGUUUUUUCAGUCAUUUUGUAUUGCGCAUGGGAAAUUGAAACCGCUUUCUGAAAAAGGUAUCAAUUUCCCGUGUGUAAUACAAAAUGACUGAAAAACGGCAAACUUCGCAGUGCUAUUUUAUCCGCAUUUUACAACAUUUCGCAACGACACUUCGGAAUAUUAUUAAUUUUGUGAUGCUCUUUCAAGCUGUGAUGAUAACUUGUCUAGAUCAAAAUUUUGUUCAUUAGGGAAUAGGUCCAUUACGUGCAUACAGGUACAUGUUUGUCAACUUUUUCAAGAUAAAAUUUUGUUUAGCUAACGGAAAGGAACGGAAAGGUUAAUAUGUUAAUGAAGACGACAUCUGUAUAGAUUUACAGUCUAAUGACUAUGACUAGUUAAAUUAAUCAGAUUAAGUUAUGUUGGUGGAUCAAUAACCAGGGUCCCCUGGUUAUUCCUCCGGCUAACAUAGCGUGGUUAAUUUAACCAGGACGUCCUGUUGACAUAUAACCAGAUACCUCAUGAUCACAUUAACCGGACUAUAAUAGGAAGUGAGAUAAAAUAACCAAGAAAUUUAACAAGAAAUAUUAAGUUAGCCCGAAUAUGUAGGGUUAUUUGUAGGUAAACCAGGAAAUUUUUAACCAGUUGUUGUUAGAGUGUGCGUUUUAUAAUCAUUUUUGGUUAUUGUCUCGUACUUGAGCUGGUACACACUUAAGACUCACAAGGUGUACUUAGUCCUUAAAAUGAAGUACAUAAAGUACAGGUUUCUGAAAGGUAUUGAUUCAGUAACAUGAAACAACGAGUUAGAACAAGAAGGAUGAAAACUGCAUACACAAACACUAGAAUCGACUCAUUCCUUAGGCUUACGCCCCUAUUCUAAAAGCCUUCCUCGACUCAUUCCUAGGCUUACGCCCGUAUUCUAGGCUUACGCCCGUAUUCGUACACUCACACUCAAUAAGUGGGAGGUUCAAUCUGAGCUUUUCUUGAGUGUCAAUGCCGUUUUUGAAUAGCUGGAGGGUGAGUAGUCACAUAGAAGGUACGGCACUAACCCUGCAGCUAUUCAAAAACAGCACUGACACUCAAGAGAAGCUCAGAUUGAACCUCCACUCAUUGAGUGUGAGUGCGAGUGAGCUUUUAGAAUACGGGCGUUAGUCCCAUCAGUCCAAUAAUUUUCUUGCCAAGACAUAUCAGACGUGCCCAUAUACUAGGCGUAAUUACUGUUUGAAUACAUUGGGUUUUGUAAGGUUAUAUGGUACCAGCAAAAUGUAAGUACGCAAAUAGUGAGAGUUCCGCGUACCUCCAGACCGUAAUUGCCGUACCUCCGCGGUACGUACCCUGAUAAUAAUAGCGGUUACUUCAAUUAUUUUUCAGUUUAUGAUGACAGGCUCGGAGGAUUUCAAUGUGUACCUUUGGAAAGUUCCAAAGCUGGACAAAGAUCAUGUUGGCAUUGCUAAAGUGGAACAGAGUUCUCUCGCGCUAGAGGGACAUCGAUCUAUUGUCAAUCAAGCUUGUUUCAACCGAGACACAGCCAUGAUCUGUUCCUCUGGAGUGGAGAAAAUUAUUAAAGUAAGUUUCAUUAUGUACAAUAUAUUAAUAUUAUAUUAUGGAAACAAUAUUUACAGUAUUAACGUGCUCAUGCAACAACAUUUCACACCUUUUUGUAUGAUUGCAUUGUAAAGAAAAUUCAAAAUGUCUAAUAAGAUAUUUUGCCAAACUGCCUUCCCUUAUUUCUUUCUUGAGUUAUUUAAAGGGAAAUGGCAACAUAUUUUAUUUUGACGUCAGAUUGCAUAACUGAAUAAUAUAAGGAAUAUUAUGAAACAAGUAAGGAAUAAGGUGAGAAUUAAAUUUUGGCAAGGACAGAUAGGCUAUAGCUAAACAUACAGUAAGAAAAAGGUUCAUUUAUACCUUAGGGGUGGACAAUGCCAUGAGGCACAUGUUUUUUGUUUGCGGCUAUCAUUGCUACCAGAAAUGACGGCUCGAAUUUUCAUGUCGGGAACACUGUGAUUGCUACUAUUAAAAUGUCUGGCAACAGGUUGGUUGGCUUCGCUACCAAUGACAGCAUGCCAAUGUUCACCAAACCUUGUCCUCAAAAAUCUUCCAGUUUUUCCGAUAUAAAGCAUGGCACAAUGCAAUCGUAAAAAAUUAUCUGAAAUUUCGUUGCAUAUAUGCACUUCAAGUUGAUUCAAUAUAUAUCCUGACUAUUUCCAUCUAGGAUCCAUACUCUCUAUUGUCAUGGUAAUGAUUUUGAAGAAAAAUAUUUAAUUGUAUAUUCCUUGUUACUUAUCUGUAGAUGUGGAGUCCAUUUCGAAUGGUUGGUGGGAUAUCGGAGAAUAAAGGGUUUGAGAAGAGACGAUUGUACACUCACGACGAAUACUAUGGUAUGCUAGAUGCAAAUUGGCCAUACGAUGACGACUCCACAAGCGAAGAUGAACAAAUGCUAGCAAUGGUUGAUCAAUGGUUACUUAAGCCUCAGCGAAACAUCUCAAAUGACAGUGAAUCUGAUGAUGAACCUCCCAUAGAGCAUGUAGGUGUUUUCGUUGAUGGGAUAAGGGAAGAUAAUUUAUACAUUAGUGAACAUUUAUAUGAUAGUGAAAUAAGCCAAUCGCCUGAAAGUACUGAUGCUGGAAAUACACAGAGCCCUGACAGAAAUUCGGAGAAUGAUUGGAGUUUGGACAGAAUUUCUGAGUUCGUUGAGAAUCUUAGCAGAACUUCUGAGAAUCCUAGAAGCGUAGACAUAACUUUUGAGAAUACUAGAAGCUCAGGCCCAAUUUCUGGGAGCUUAGAUGAACAUUUGAGUGGCACGAGCUCGGACAGAAACUCGGAGAAUUGUGAAAAUGCAGACAGCAAUUUUGAGUUAUCCAAUGGUGUUGGGUUGGAACGUUUACGAGAAAUUAUCUCUUCAGAAGAUCACCCAAGGCAUUCAUUAGGGCGUAUCGCGGAACUGCGUAGAAACUGUCUAAAGGAUGACGAUGAAUAA
Messenger RNA from Paramuricea clavata, 9104 nucleotides. The record is from the annotation of a GenBank genome assembly. NCBI's taxonomy places the organism in Eukaryota, Metazoa, Cnidaria, Anthozoa, Malacalcyonacea, Plexauridae.